Schistocerca piceifrons (Central American locust) is the source of this 970-nucleotide messenger RNA. RefSeq names its product piggyBac transposable element-derived protein 4-like. NCBI's taxonomy places the organism in Eukaryota, Metazoa, Arthropoda, Insecta, Orthoptera, Acrididae. The transcript has 3 exons. The annotation marks the transcript as partial. The record is from RefSeq and is a predicted model, not a curated record.
AUGUCACGGCAGCGCUGUAAUUCAUGUUAAAACUUAUCUUUGCGUUCUCAGUCUGUAUAUCAUUCAGUUGUUUGUCAUCAUGUUUCGGCGCGGUUUAUCAGACGCAGAAAUUGCGGAUUUGAUCAAUCAUAGCGACACUCUGGAUAAUGUAGAGAGUGAUUCAGACGAUUCUGAAUGCAAUGGUGUGUUUGAAGAAGACGAGAUUGAUGACAGUUUGUCUUCAGAUGAAGACGAGAAUGAUGUUGAAGGUGUUGCUUCAAAUCCAGCAGCUGUGCCGUAUCCGAAAGACAGUGAGUGGACUGCAGUUGACACCUACCGACCUCUGCCUGUCAACACGACACCCAGGCAGAUACUAGUGGAUAUUGAUGAGUCGAGUUCUGUACUGGAUUGCAGUAAAGUGUUCCUUACUGACAGUGACGUAAAUGAACUCAAGAGACAGACAAAUUUGUAUGCAUCACAGACAAUACAGAAGAAAAGAAGAGGAAAUAAUCUGAAGCCCCAUUCAGUUUUGAGUUCGUGGAAGCCAGUGACUAUAAGUGAGAUGAGGCGUUUCUUGGAAAAACCAGGCGAAGAUGGAUUUCAUCCACUUUACAAAGUUUUGCCAUAUUAUAAUAAUUUGAAGGAGCGAUGUAUCCAGGCAUAUCGUCCCUCAGAAAAAGUGACAAUUGAUGAAGGAAUUUGCCCAUUUCGAGGUCGUGUGAGUUUCCGUGUUUACAUGCAAAAUAAGCCUCAUAAGUAUGGACUGAAAGUAUAUGCUGUUGCUGAAGCCAGUAGUGGCUAUGUUGUAAAUUUUGAAGUUUAUGCUGGUAAGCAUAUUGUUGACAAUUCUUCGUCUGCGGUUAUUUUGCGAUUGUUGUCUGACAGCAGCUUGCUGAACAAAGGCCACACUGUGUAUUUAGAUCGAUUUUAUUCCAGUCCAGAGCUAUUUCAGCAACUGGCAGAGAAAGGCACUGAGCUGUUGGUACUGUGA